Molecule: messenger RNA, 1762 nt
Organism: Anoplopoma fimbria (sablefish)
Lineage: Eukaryota; Metazoa; Chordata; Actinopteri; Perciformes; Anoplopomatidae
Gene: gfra3
Product: GDNF family receptor alpha 3
Exons: 10
Coding region: 1-1743 (580 amino acids)
Biological process (GO): nervous system development
Cellular component (GO): external side of plasma membrane; signaling receptor complex
Molecular function (GO): signaling receptor activity
Source: RefSeq, a predicted model, not a curated record
AUGUUGACCAGCCAGUCUCAAACCGUGCAGGCUGCUCCGUCGGAGGAUUUGAGGAAACUUGAGCGACCCAGAGCACCGAGCACCGAGCACCGAGCACCGAGCAGCGGGGCGACCGGACGCGUGUCCCCGGUGAAUGUAGCGGCAGGCUGGGGAGGGGAGUCCGUCUGCAGGGGUCGCACGGCGGUGCUGCUGGACCAGAAGGCACCGAGAAGUCUCCGGUCCCAGCGUUGUUACCCCCCUCGGGGUCCCGAGCACCGCAAACAUGCUUCUCAUCGGGAGUGUGCUCGCUCUCUUCUUUUCAGCUGCAGUGGGGCAGCAGGGUCCGUCUGCGGCUGCAGAAGCCACUUCCAGGGAGCCAACAUCAACAUCACACUACUGAAGGUCCAGGCCGUAUUGGUGGACCAGCUGGAGCGAAGUGUGUUGCCAUCCUCAGCACCCUACUUCCCCUUCCCUCCCUCUCCCACUGACUGCGUCGAGGCCCAUCGAGUGUGCUCCGCCGAGCCACAGUGCGAGGCGCUGUACCGGGGCUUGGAGCUGUGUGCGGCCGAAGCAGCGGCGUCCCCCCUGGGGGAGCAGGUGGCCGCCGAGUGCCUGGAGAGACAAGACGCUCUGCUGGCUAAGCACCCCGCUCUCCUGGCCUGCAAGUGCCAGCGCGGCUUCCGCAGGGAGGAGUAUUGCUUGCGCAUAUACUGGAGGGUCCGCCUGCUGCCAGGGGAAGAUGAGCUGGAAAUAUCUCCCUAUGACGACACACUAAUGGAUACUCGCAUGGCCUCCUUAGUGGCAGCUUCAUCUUUCAUGCAACUGGAUGACGAGAACCAGUGCCUGAAGGCAGCACAGGACUGUGGCCUGUACGAGAAGUGCGGCUCUCUGCGAUCGGAGUAUGUCCUGGCCUGCACCAAACGGAUGCCUGGGACCAACCGAUGCAACCAGCACAAGUGCCACAGGGGCCUGCGUCGCUUCCUGGAGCGGGUGCCAGAGGAGUACAGCCUGGGCGUCCUCUUCUGCCCCUGCACCAACACCCUGUGUGGUGAGAGGAGGAGGAAAACCAUCGUACCCUCCUGCUCCUACCAGGAGAUGGAGGGUCUGCAACCCAACUGCCUCCACCAGCAGAGCUUCUGCCGCCGAGACGACCUCUGCAGGUCCAGACUGGCGGAUUUCCUUAAUAACUGCCAGCCAUCUCCUCUGACACCCAGCGGCUGUCUGAAAGACUCAGCCGGCCUGUGCCUCCGAGCCUACGCUGGACUCAUCGGUACCAUCAUGACACCCAACUACAUCAGCAACAGCUCUGCAGACGUGUCGCUGUGGUGUAACUGUGAAGGCAGUGGCAACCAGUGGCAGGACUGUCUGAGACUGCAGCGCAUGUUCACCCACAACACCUGCCUGCGUAACUCUAUCAGUUGGAUGGGGAGCCCCGACUCCCUGCCUGCAGACAUCACCCCCCCUCCGGCUCCCAGGCCCUCCCCGCUGGUUCAGGUGGACGAGCUGCUGAGCCACAACCACCUGCCUGAGCACAACAACAUCGUGGUGGAGAGUGAGGAGGAGGAGGAGGAGGAACAGAUGCAGACAGAGGAGGUGAUCGAUGAAGGUGGCCAGUUUGAUGUCAUCCCACUGUACUCGGAGAGGGCCACCGUCUCCAACCUGGGCUCGCCUGGUACGGGUGGGGCCCCAUCCCUCGGCGCCGGCCCUCCUAAAGCCGCCCUGCUGCUCCUUCUGCUCCUAUCUGCCUCCCUGAGCUGGGGAUAGAACAGAGGAUACAGAGAAG